GAAAAAAUACAACACUUAAGAAUGGCGGUUAAAAAGACACGAUGUACGCGUGCACCAUUGCAGAAAUCUAUGCAGUGUAUGAAGCAAGUAACUUUAAUAAAUGAAAAAAAUAAAAAAGUAGUCGUUAUUGCACAAGAAAUUAAAUUUGCCCGAUUACUAUCAAGCAAUGAUAAAGUAACUCGAAAUAGAGUAUUAAAAAAUUUAAGGAAAUGGUUAACAGUUCGUUCCCAAAGUUCCUUUGCUUUCACAGAAGCAGAUUUUAUGCGGUUAUGGAAAGGUUUAUUUUAUUGUAUGUGGAUGUCAGAUAAACCUUUAAUUCAAGAAGAACUAGCAGAAUCUCUUAGUAAAAUUGUACACUGUUUUAAAGCUAAAGAUGUAAUAUUACUUUAUACAACGUGUGCUUUGAAAACAUUGGGUACUGAAUGGUUUGGUAUAGAUCAAUAUAGGUUAGAUAAAUUUUGUAUGUUAGUUCGAAGAAUAAUUCGACAAACUUUUCAAAAAUGUAAAGAAGAAUUAUGGAAUAUUGAAUGGAUAAAAGCUAUUUCUAAAAUGUUAGAAAAUUUAUUGAUUGAUCCAAAAAUAUGUGAUGGUUUUAGCAUGCAUAUAACAGAAGUAUUUCUAGAAGAACUUUCAAAGAUUAGUGGUGGUGAUAUAUUAGAGAAUGUUGUAACAGAACUUAUUAAGCCAUUUGUCUCAUACUUUAUACUUAUGGACGAUGAAAGACAAAUUAGACAUAUUAUGAGACAUAUUUUCAGAUAUUUAAUUUUUCAGUCAAAUAUUGGUAUGGAUUAUAUGGAAAAAUUUAAAGCUUGGAAAAAUGCUGGUUUUCCUACUGGUUGUAUUGAUGCUAUGAGAAAAAUUGAACUGUCAGAUGAAGAAAUAGAUGAAGAUACUACUAUAGGAGAAACAAAAUUUCUACAAAAUCAAGUGAAAUGUGAUACAGAAAAAAUACUAGAUCCAAGAGCUGGUAGAGUAGAUGUCGAAUUAGCGCAAAUACCUUUUGAUGCAAAAGAAAUAGUUAUUUUGUUAAAUCAGUAUAAAUUUCAUCCUUUAUCAACAACAAAAUCACGUAGACAAUUACGUCGUCUUAUUAAUGAAUUUACAGAAUUAUCAGAGGGUAAAAUGCCAUUAGGUAUCAAAGAAAUAAAAGUUCCAAAAAUACAAAAGAAAAAUAUGGAUACAAAGUCAGCUGCAAUACGUCUUUUGAAAUUUGAGGAAGAGUUAUAUUCUGAUAAGCUUCAAAAGAAACGUAAAAUAAAAAAUGAUAGACAAUUAAUGCAAGAUAAAAGUGAUAAACCUAUUGAAGAAGAAUUAGAAAAUAUUAACGAUGAAACUAAUAGUAACGAAAAUGUAAAAAGAGAUGAAAAUGAAAUUGUAACAAAAAAAAGGAAAAUAAAACAUAAAUUAGAUUUCACUGAUAACUUAGAUAUUUUAAACAAGUCGCAUACAUCAGAUGAAAACGAUCUUAGUGUGAAAAAAAACAAAUGUAAAACAAAAGAAAAAAACGAGAAUACUUGUGAAACUAAUAUAAAAUAUAGUAGGCACAAAUUAAAGAAGGAUCCUUUAUUAUUAAUCGAGAAUACGAAUGAAAAUAAAAAAGUAAAAUUAAAAAGAAACAAAAUUACAACUGUGAAAAAAUUAAACAUUAUUAUACAAGGUAAAAAGAAAAAGCCAACAAACUUGAAAGUUACUGGAAAAUGGGAUGUUUCUGAUAAUAUAAAUCUAUUUACUCCUAUGAAUGGUAACAACACGAAAUCUUGUAUGAAAAUGAUUGAAAACUCAGUUUCAAAUAACCAUGAGCAAAAAAAUAAUAUAUUUAAUAAACAACAAAACUGGCUGAUACCUAUAUUAACAAAAUUAAAGAAUGAAAAACACAGAACAUCAAUAAAUUUAAAAGGACAGCAUAAAAUAAAUACUACUACAAAUUCUAAAAAACGAGUGAAAAUUGCUCUUCAAUGUAAUACAGCACAACACACAUCUGAAUAUAUUUCACAAAUUCGAAAAAGUCCAGCUAUACCUUUUGAUGCAAAUAAAAAACCAUUAGCAGGUGUAUUAAAAGCAAGUCCUAUACCAAGCCCAAUUAAUCCGUUUUAUAAAAGAAAUAUUAUAUAA
This is a messenger RNA of Eufriesea mexicana, 2112 nucleotides long. RefSeq names its product Ribosomal RNA processing protein 1 homolog Nnp-1 (gene Nnp-1). Bases 22 to 2112 code for a protein of 696 amino acids. Gene Ontology annotation, biological process: rRNA processing. The record is from RefSeq and is a predicted model, not a curated record. The transcript is spliced from 7 exons. NCBI's taxonomy places the organism in Eukaryota, Metazoa, Arthropoda, Insecta, Hymenoptera, Apidae. Gene Ontology annotation, cellular component: preribosome, small subunit precursor; nucleus.